Molecule: messenger RNA, 1050 nt
Organism: Aspergillus homomorphus CBS 101889
Lineage: Eukaryota; Fungi; Ascomycota; Eurotiomycetes; Eurotiales; Aspergillaceae
Product: SCO family protein
Exons: 3
Coding region: 54-965 (303 amino acids)
Biological process (GO): mitochondrial respiratory chain complex IV assembly; intracellular copper ion homeostasis
Cellular component (GO): mitochondrial inner membrane
Molecular function (GO): copper chaperone activity; copper ion binding
Source: RefSeq, a predicted model, not a curated record
UAUCAGGCCACUUCUUUCUUUUCACACAUCCUCCCAUCAAUUGACCCAACACAAUGGCAUCCUCAAUCCGACCCGCGAGCCGCGUCCUCGCACGUGCAUCGCACACAUCUCUGUUCUCCCUCGAGUCCACCGCAUCUCGAACCCUUCAACGCCCAGCGACACUCUUCCCCGUGCACAACACAAUCGCCGCCGCAGCCCGCGCCACGCGAAGCACCAAUGGCACUCCUCACCGUGCAUUCUCUACCUCCCGCGUCCAGCUCAAGAAAUCUCCCACCAUGGGCCAGCUGAAGGCCCGGAACUCGACGGGCCCGUUCUCCUGGAAGUCGGCGCUGCUGUUCGUCCUGACGGGCGGCGGCAUGAUCAUCUACUUCCGGGUGGAGAAGGAACGUCUGGAGCGCAAGCGCAUUGCGGAGAUGAGCAAGGGUGUAGGCAAGCCGAAGGUCGGAGGCCCCUUCACGUUGAAAGAUCUAGAUGGCAAGGAGUUUACGGCCGAGGAUCUGAAGGGGAAGUAUAGUUUUGUUUACUUCGGAUUCACCCACUGCCCCGAUAUCUGCCCGGACGAGCUGGAUAAGAUGGCCGAAAUCAUCGACAAGGUGAAUGAGGCCACUGGCGGCGAGAAGAUCUUCCUGCCGGUCUUCAUCACCUGUGAUCCCGCCCGCGAUACGCCCGAGGUGCUGCGCGAGUACCUGAAGGAGUUCCACCCCGGCAUCGUCGGGUUGACGGGCACGUAUGACCAGGUCAAGAAUGUUUGCAGACAAUACCGCGUGUACUUCAGUACCCCGCGGGAUAUCAACCCGGGAGAGGACUACUUAGUGGACCACAGUAUCUACUUCUACCUCAUGGAUCCCGACAACGACUUUGUGGAGUGUAUCGGACGCCAGGACACGCCUGAGUCGGCGACGCGGACGAUCCUGGAGCACAUCAAUGACUGGAAGCGCGAGGGCAAGCCUUUGAGGAAGGAUUAGAGGUCUGCGCGAUUUCUGUCUGGGAGGGGCCAAUAUGUACUAUAGAAUACCCUACUCUGUAAAAUCAUAAAAGACUUGUCUUGGG